AGAUGUGACCCUGUCCCAUGGGAAAUCAUUUCUGCAAAAUGCUAUGGAAAACGUAUAGGUGUGAACCUAGGAUUUCACACGCCACGUGACCAAGGGCGGACUGACAACUCAUGGGGCCCCCGGACAAUAGGGGAUCAUGGGACCCCUGUGUCCUUGCCCAAACUCAAAAAAGCCAAUGAAAAGGUACCAGGGGCAUCUCAAGGGGCCCCCUACUGACCCCGGGCCCUCGGGCAGUGCCCGAGUUUCCAAAUGGUCAGUCCGCCCCUGC
Messenger RNA from Staurois parvus, 268 nucleotides. The record is from the annotation of a GenBank genome assembly. NCBI's taxonomy places the organism in Eukaryota, Metazoa, Chordata, Amphibia, Anura, Ranidae.